This is a messenger RNA of Juglans regia (Persian walnut), 3411 nucleotides long. Its product is annotated as serine/threonine-protein kinase STY8-like. Gene Ontology annotation, biological process: protein phosphorylation; regulation of DNA-templated transcription. The coding region runs from base 534 to 2852 and encodes 772 amino acids. Lineage: Eukaryota; Viridiplantae; Streptophyta; Magnoliopsida; Fagales; Juglandaceae. The record is from RefSeq and is a predicted model, not a curated record. The transcript has 13 exons. Gene Ontology annotation, molecular function: ATP binding; protein kinase activity.
UGAGAUAGAAACUGAGAGACCAAAACCGCCCAAAAGCGCAGAGAAAGAAUGUGUUGAGAGAGAGACUCAGAGAGGGUUGAAGAAUAAGCGCAAAAGCAGAGCCUAAAAAGAGAGAGAACGAAGCUGAGAAGAUAGAAAAAGGCAGAGAGAGAGAGAGAGAUUCUUGAGUCUUGACCCUCCCCCCCUAUCUAUUCAGUUCAAUUGACGGCACAGACAAAGAGUUCUUGGAGAGAGAGAGAGUCAGAGAUUAGACCCGAGUGAGGGAGAGAGGGAGAGAAAGAUUCAUAAAUCUGCAGGUCUUAUCAACUUCAAACCCAUACGGCCAUACUUUUUCCUAUCCCUGGAGAUUAUCAACUGAGCCUUCUUCAAUUACUUGAAAAGAGAGUUUUACAGAAACAGGGAGAGACAUUGGAUGUGUAUAUAUAUAUAUAGCGGGAGAGAAGGAUUGAGCCAUUGAGGGCCAUGAAUCUUCUGGAUACGCAGUUAUCAAUUUCAAGUGGGUAAUUUCUGAGAGUGAGUCGCAAAAAGCCGAAAUGGGUACCCCACCAGCGGAGGAGUUGCUAAGGAAGAUCCAGGAGCUGGAAGCUGGUCAAGCCCACCUUAAGCAAGAGAUGUCCAAGCUCAUGAUCUCCGGUGAUGCCAAAUCCGAACAACAGCCCCACCAUCAUCCCCACCAGAGGUCCCACUCGGUAUCCCCUCAGCGCUCUGCCCUGGCCGCCGCUGCGCCGCCUCGGAUGAGAGGCAGUUUGGAAGGCGGAGCAACUUCAUGGAAGAAGGGUUCGGCUUCGUUUCGGCAUUCGUCGCCGCUGCAGAGGGAGAGUCGGAGCCGCGAGCCUGUGAAUGCUGGAGGGCCCUCGGCAGUAAAUUUCACAAAUAGACAGUAUUUGAAUAUCUUGCAGUCUAUGGGGCAGUCUGUGCAUAUAUUUGAUCUUAAUGGACGUAUAAUUUACUGGAACCGAACUGCUGAGAACCUGUACGGCUAUUCUGCAGCAGAAGCUCUAGGCCAGGAUGCCGUUGAGCUUCUGAUAGAACCCCAGAACUUUUCUAUAGCAAAUAAUGUUGUGCAUCGUGUCAGCAUGGGAGAGAGCUGGACUGGGCAGAUUCCUGUCAAGAAUAAGAUGGGGGAUAGGUUUUCAGCUGUUUCGACCGAUACUCCAUUCUAUGAUGAUGAUGGGACUUUAGUUGGGAUUAUUUGUGUAUCGAGUGAUUCACGGUCCUUUCAAGAAAUGAGGGUUGAACGAUCAGGUGUAAAGAACUCAGAACCAGAUUCAAGUUUUAGUCGGCCCAGAAGUGGCCUCACAAUCACAAAUAAACUCGGUCUUGAUCCUCAGCAGCCUCUGCAAGUUGCAAUUACAUCCAAAAUUUCUAAUUUGGCAUCCAAGGUGAGCAACAAAGUUAAGUCAAGAAUUCGGACAGGAGAGAAUAGCACAGAGCGUGAAGGUGGAAGUGGAGAUAGUCACCAUUCUGAUCACGGUUCCUCAGAUGCCAUUUUCGCUGACCAUAGGGAGGAUGCAACUUCAAGUGGAGCUAGCACACCCAGGGGAGAUAUAGCUCCAUCUUCUUUUGGUGCAUUUUUUCACGGAGAGGAGAAGUACCCUGGAAAACUCUCUAGAGAUUCAGGUGAUGAGAGUGAAGGAAAGCCUGCAAUUCACAAGAUCAUAUCUUCUAAGGCAGAAGCAUGGAUUGGUAAGAAAGGGAUAUCAUGGCCAUGGAAAGUGAAUGAGCGAGAAGGUUCAGAGGCAAGGACUGGGCGUUUUGUUUGGCCCUGGUUGCAAGAUGAUCAAGAGAAUGAACCGGUUCAUGGCAAGAAGAAUCCCCCUUCUGGGACAAAACACGAGAUCCAGGUGAGUGAAAGUAAUCGGCCUGGCAACAAUGAGGCACCAGGGUCUUGGUCCUCGUUUAAUGUAAAUAGCACCAGCAGUGCCAGCAGCUGCGGAAGUACCAGCAGUAGUGCAAUCAAUAAGGUGGACAUGGAUAUUGAUUGCUUGGAUUAUGAAAUCUUGUGGGAGGACUUGACAAUUGGAGAACAAAUUGGUCAAGGUUCUUGUGGAACUGUAUAUCAUGGUCUUUGGUAUGGAUCAGAUGUUGCCAUAAAGGUAUUCGCCAAGCAAGAAUAUUCAGAUGAUGUACUACUUUCUUUCAGACAAGAGGUAUCUCUUAUGAAAAGACUUCGACAUCCAAAUAUUUUGCUCUUUAUGGGAGCUGUAACUUCUUAUGAACAUCUCUGCAUUGUUACAGAGUUCUUUCCACGUGGAAGUUUGUUUCGCUUACUACAGAGGAGCACAACAAAACUAGAUUGGAGGCGCCGUGUACAUAUGGCUUUGGAUAUAGCCCGGGGUAUGAAUUAUCUUCAUCAUUGCAACCCACCAAUCAUCCAUCGAGAUUUGAAGUCAUCAAACCUUCUAGUUGAUAGGAACUGGACUGUAAAGGUUGGUGAUUUUGGUCUUUCACGUCUCAAGCACGAAACAUAUCUCACAGCUACAACUGGGAAGGGAACGCCUCAAUGGAUGGCACCAGAAGUUCUCCGUAAUGAACCUUCAGAUGAAAAGUCUGAUGUAUAUAGCUAUGGGGUGAUAUUGUGGGAACUUGCCACUGAGAAGAUCCCUUGGGACAAUCUCAACUCAAUGCAGGUGAUUGGAGCUGUAGGGUUCAUGAAUCAACGGCUAGAAAUUCCUAAGGAUGCUGAUCCACAGUGGGUUUCCAUUAUUGAAAGCUGCUGGCACAGAGAUCCAGCAUGCCGACCAACAUUCCAGGAAUUGUUGCAAAGGCUCAGAGAGUUACAGAGACAGUAUGCCCUUCAAUUUCAGGCAGCCCGUUCUGCAGCUGGAGAUAACGCCCAGAAGGAAUUGUAGUUUCAACUCAUUUGUGCUCUGGAUUUCACUUACAAUACUGGCAUUGGUGGCAUUAUUUUCAAAAAGAUUUGAUCCAAUACUGAUCGACAAGCAUUGGACAACAAAUUGCCAAAAUUGGCUUGUGAUAUUGGAGACAUGAAGUUGAACAUUGGAAAAUCCUUGGUCAACAUUUUGGCCAAAUGAAGAGGAGAAAAAGUGGCUGUCACCCCCACGUGAGCUACCUAAUUUUGGUGGUGAUAUGGGGUUUUGUUGAGUGAUGAUUGUUUAUUCAAUUGACAUCACAACAAAAUCUUCAUAAUGGUGAUGUGUGGUGGGAGAAACCAUGCUCUGGUUGGUAUCAUAUAAAUCCCAAGUUAGUGAUUUUAUACGGAGAAUCCAAGUUGGGGCUCUUAAACAGAAGCUGUACAAAAGAAAAUCACAGUUUUACAUUCUAGUAGUUACUAGACUUGUCUUGUUCUCUUAAUUCUUGGGAUUUGCACAUAAUUGCAACGGUAAUGAUGUGGAAUUUUUCUUUCUUUUUAUUAGCAUUUUGUGUUCGGGCUAAAGUCCGACUAAUCCA